AUGUUUGUUGAAAAGUUUGACAAAACACCAGUUGAUAUCGCAAUCAGAAAUAAAAGAGCCGAUAUUCUGGAACUUUUACAGUCUACAAGUAACAGCUCUGUACAGCACGUCAAUCCCGUGACGAUAAUUGAGGAAGUCAUAACAUCAGAAGCAAUCAAUAAUACAGAGUUAUUCAGCAGUACUGAAAAAAAUAUUGACCAAAUAAACCAAUUAACCGAUAAAAGUCCCUCUGAAACAUUAACAUGGCUAGACAAUCCAGCUUUAAAUGUCAUUUCGGUGAAUGCCUUACAAACUAGUUUGGAUGCCAGCCAGAUGUUUAUUCUCACAGAAGCUGGUAAAUUGGCUUUAAAAACCGUUCAAAACUGUGACUUAGAUGAAGCGAAAAUAAAUUAA
This is a messenger RNA of Helobdella robusta, 393 nucleotides long. RefSeq lists its product as hypothetical. The coding region runs from base 1 to 393 and encodes 130 amino acids. The record is from RefSeq and is a predicted model, not a curated record. Lineage: Eukaryota; Metazoa; Annelida; Clitellata; Rhynchobdellida; Glossiphoniidae. The transcript has 4 exons.